AGAACAAGAUCUCAUCCACAAACCGCCAUUAGAACAUUUCUCUCUAUAUAAAAACUGCUUCUCUGUUUUCUUUUUCCCUCCAUUGUUGGUGUCUUUGUAUUCUGUAUAUGUUGUUGUUGAUGAGUUUUUGAGAGAGGCGUGAACAAAUAAUGUCGAUUGCGGUGGAUAGUAAUCGGAGGAUUGACAUUGAAGCGUCUGGAUUAGCGCGUGGUGGCGUCGCGUGCGUGCCGGCCACCGCAGUCUUCGAUUCUCUGGAUGAGCGUAGAGAAGUGAACGCGGCGGUGGAGGGAGAGGCGGAGGUGUGUAGUUCGUCUUCAACUUCGUCGAUCGGGCAGAAUAGUGAUUUGAGUGCGAGGUCAGGAUCGGAAGGUGAGGAUGGCGAGGAAAAUGAGGUUCAAAGCAAGUACAAGGGGACACUUGAUUCCAUGGAGGCUCUCGAGGAGGUUUUGCCUAUCAGGAGGGGCAUAUCGAAUUUCUACCAUGGCAAAUCGAAGUCCUUCACUAGUCUGGCUGAGGCUGCUUCUAACUCUGUCAAAGACAUUGCAAAGGCAGAGAAUGCAUAUACGAGGAGACGCAGGAAUUUACUUGGCUUCAAUCUUAUAUGGGACAAUAAGAGAAAUGGCAGAGGUGGGAUAUCUAAGAGACCAAUCAGCACCAGCCGGAGCGCGGUGGCAUUGGCAAUGGCUUUGAGCAGCUCAGAGAGCAUCAGUAACACAAGCGAUGAUUCAAAUUCAAGCUCAUAUUCAAGAUCACCUCCUCGUCUUCCACCAUUGCAUCCACUUACUAGGGCAUCUUAUGGUAACUUGGCAGUAUCAUCACCACCAUUGCCCUCUCCUCAACAUAAAAAGCUAUCUCCUUGGCGCUCCUACUCUUUGGCUGACUUGCAACAAAGUGCCCCUCGAAUGGAAAAUACAAAUUCGUAUGGCUCUUUAUCCAGUGACGAAAGACAAUAACUGUAAGGCCGACUAAAGUACUUGGUGGUGGUUGUGUUGGGUAUGAGCAGGUCUAUAUGUGAACGGUAAUUUUGAGCUGGUGGCCUGGUGGGUGUUCAUGGCCUGCUCUUAGCGGUGCAAAGGUCUCGCACCAAUGACAUGGACCAUGGAAACCGUAACCGUUUAACAAGCCUAAAAUCCUUUCUGAUGUCAUUGGAUUGGUAGUUUCACAAGUAACAGAGGUCCUUUUCGAUGUUGCAAUAUCGCUCCUCCUCUGCAGAAACAGAACUGUGAAAACAUGUAUCCUUGUCAAUGAACGAAGAAAAAUUGAAGCUCAAAAUCUUGAAAGCAA
Molecule: messenger RNA, 1284 nt
Organism: Tripterygium wilfordii
Lineage: Eukaryota; Viridiplantae; Streptophyta; Magnoliopsida; Celastrales; Celastraceae
Exons: 2
Coding region: 150-953 (267 amino acids)
Source: RefSeq, a predicted model, not a curated record